AUGGCGAGGGCCGCGGUGGACGUGGAGGACCUGCUGGUGCGCGUGAAGACCGGCGCGGAGGACGAGCUCGCCGCCGUGGCGCGGGAGGUGGCCGCGCUGGCCGGGGACGGCAGGCUCGGGGAGGAUGACGACGAGGACGGCCUCCUCGUGCCGGCGCUGCUCGCGCGCCUCGCCGCCGCGGGCACCGCUGACGCCAGGGUCAGUGUCAUGGCCGCGCUCAGGCGCCUCGCGGGCUGCGUCGCCGGCGAGAGCAAGGAGAGGUUCGCGAGCAUCGAGGCGCUUUCCAGCAUUGUCCGCUCCCUGUCCAGAGACGUCGACGAGAGGAGGGAGGCGAUCGCGGUGCUGCUGGACCUGUCGGACAUCCCGCAGGUCCGGCAGAGGAUUGGCAGGAUCAAAGGGUGUAUCGUGAUGCUAGUCACGCUGAGGAAUGCGCAUGAAUCAGGCACCGUGGACGAUGCGGAGAAGUUGCUCAGCAUUUUGUCGUCCAACCCGCAGAAUGUGCUGUUGAUGGCGGAGGCUGGGUACUUCCUGCCGUUGAUACAGUACCUCAAACAAGGUUCUGACAUGAACAAGGUCCUUAUGGCAACCGCUAUUUCAAAAAUGUUCCUAUCUGAACAUAUGAAAUCUUCCCUCGGCGAGGAUGGAGCUAUUGAACCCCUAGUGGACAUGUUUAAAUAUGGAAACCUUGAAGCCAAGCACUCGGCCUUAGGCGCCUUGCGUAAUCUCUCUAGCUCUCUACAAAAUGCAGAAAUCCUGAUAAAUUCUGGUGUAACAGGACCACUGCUCCAGCUCCUUUUCUCUGUGACAUCAGUGCUCAUGACCCUCAGGGAGCCAGCCUCAGCUAUACUUGCAUCUAUAGCACAAUCUGAGCGUAUUCUACUUCAUAAAGAUGUAGCACCUCAGAUGCUCUCGCUUCUUAAUUUAUCGAGUCCGGUAAUUCAACUUCAUCUUCUGAGGGCCCUAAACAGCAUUUCCGGGCACGCGAAUGCUAAAAGAGCCAGAAGUAAAAUUAGGCAAAAUGGAGGGGUACAACUGCUUCUACCUUUCCUAACAAAAAAGAAUGUGGAUACCAAAAUUGCUGCGUUGCAUUUAAUGUUCCAUCUAUCGAAAGAUUCUUCUCAAGAAUUGGCUGAACAGUUCAAGGAGACCCAUCUAGAUAUUUUGGUAAAGAUCAUCUCUUCUCCUACUUCUGGAGACGAGAAGGCUGCAGCUGUUGGUAUCCUAAGCAACCUCCCUGUGAUAGAUAAGAAGGUAACUGAGAUUCUGAUGCAGGCAAACUUGAUUCCUACUCUGAUGACCUUGUUUGAAGCAAACAUCGCCGCUUCCGUGACACCUCAAAGAAUGUGGUUGCUUGAGGGCAUUGCUGGUGUAUUUAUUCGGUUCACAGUUACCUGGGACAGGAAGCUCCAGAGUUCAGCAGUUGGAUAUGGGGUGGUUCCUUGCCUUGUUAAGUUGCUUUCAGACGGAUCAGUGGACGCCAAGUCUAAAGCAGCGACAUCCUUGGCCCAACUAUCACAGAGCACAAUGGCGCUGCGUAAGUCAAAAUCGCCAAGGUGGCUUUGCGUUCCUCCGUCAGCUGAAUCCUACUGUAUAGUCCACAGCUUCCAGUGCACUGUCAAAAGCACCUUCUGCUUAGUAAAAGCCGGCGCCGUCAAUCCUCUGGUUCAGAUACUAGAAGGUGAAGAGCGCGGAGCAGAUGGAGCAGUGCUGGAAGCACUGGGUACUCUUAUGCAGGACGAGAUCUGGGAGAAUGGGAGUAGAGUGAUAGAGAAGGCAUCAGGCAUCCAUGCUCUGCUGAGGAUUGCCGAAGCCGGAGAGCUGAGUUCCCAGGACAAGGCGUUAUGGAUGCUGGAGCGGAUGUUCCGGCUCGAAGCCCACAGGGAGCGGCACGGCGAGAUCGCGCAGGCUUUGCUCAUCGAUCUUGCCCAGAAAGGAGACCCUGCCCUGAAACCGAUGAUCGGCAAGAUACUGGCUCACCUUGAGCUGCUGCAAACACAAUCUAGCUACUUUUAA
Messenger RNA from Miscanthus lutarioriparius, 2013 nucleotides. NCBI's taxonomy places the organism in Eukaryota, Viridiplantae, Streptophyta, Magnoliopsida, Poales, Poaceae. The record is from the annotation of a GenBank genome assembly.